CGCGCGCUCGUGUUUCUCUGCUAUGGCUCAUCGUCGGGGCGGAUGCGACAGCCUGGAUGCUUCAGAGGUGGAGCCGGUGGACCAGAGCUCCGCCACAACACUCAACUCAGGUGGAGGAGAGACGAUGGCGGAGAAAGAGAACGAGCAGCAGCAGCCUUCGGAAGUCCGACACCCUGCAGCCUGUUAUCCGCUGUGCCGCGUCUCAAAGCUCAUUAACUGGAAAAGACCAUUAUGGACUUCCGCUUUCUUCGCAACUACAAAUAUAGCGUUUUGGUUUGUGUCGCUCAGUCCCUGUCGAGUGUUCACCCUCAUCUCCAUUUGUCUGGCUCUUCUAGAGGUGGUCCAGCUAAUGAGAGACACGGCUCUUUCCAGAUCAAGAGGAGCUGCUUUAUGGAGGAGUAUGACAAGCAGCUGGGAGAUCAUUGAUUCUGUCCAGGAGGGCAAGUCUGGAUCAGAAUCUCCAUUCACAGACUUCUGGACAAGCCUCAAGCUGUUCAUUGAGGAGACAUCCUCUUUUAAACAGCAGAAUCCAGGCAAGUUUUGUCUGCUGGUUUGCAGUAUGUGCUCUUUUCUAGCAAUACUUGGACGUUACGUACCAGGGGUUGUUAUUUCAUACAUCUUAGUGCUGGGUAUUUUUCUCUGGCCUUUGGUGUCGUCACAUGAGUUCGGGAUGUGGUUGGAACCAGUUCUGCAGAAACUGGACUUUGGAGUGGCUGAGUUUUUUCAGAAAAUAAAGGAGAAUCACGAGAAAAGGAUACUCCAGUCACAAACCGAGAGAGAGUGCAUCGAAGCAGAUCUGUCCGCACUUUUCCCCAAGAUGGACUCCACUGUGUGCAAAGAGCUGUCCAUAUCAGACACAGAGGUCUCUGAAGUCACGUGGACAGACAACGGCACUUUCAACCUUUCAGAGGGACACACGCCUCAAACAGAGAACUCUGACGACUCAGACCGGAGAAGCGACGAGGAGGUCUUCACAGGUGGACUGCCGGAGUUUCCCUCUCUGGACAAUGGCUUGGGGACGAACGGAGAGGAUGAUGAAGACUUGAGCAUUGGGCUGCCAACUCCUCCAGCUCAUCCCAGCAGAGUGGGCCCCACGCAGUCUGAAGACGAGCCCACAGUUCAGGCCCUGGAGGUUGUGCAGAGGCUGGCCGGAGACAUGAUCACAGCCGCGGUCUCCACAGCCAUGCAGGAGCGUCUGGAGGCGGCAGUGGCACCUGCGCUGCUCCAGGCUCUGGCCGAGGAGUCAGACAGCGAGGCGGAGGACUUUGAGUUGUUGGACCAAUCGGAGCUGGAGCAGCUGGAGGGUGAGCUGGGGCUGGACAGGGCCAACCGCGCAGAGCCAUCUAAACCAAGCAAACCUUCCUCAGGCUUUCUGUCCAAACUCCUGGGCCGCCACUGAUCGGAUUCAGAGGGGUUUCCGCCUUCCCUCUGUGAUGGGAUGUGGGUGGGAGGAGAAAUGUAGGGUUUACAGGGAAUGGUCCAGAGUCAUGAAGGUAUUCCAUUGUUUUACUUUGCUGGUGUGAUUUAGGUGUUUUGCUAAAAAUAAAAAAAAACAAUAGGAAUCUGUGGAGGUAGAAUAAAGUCCAAAGUAUACUUCCUUUUUUAUGCUUAUGCAGUUUUAUGUUUUCAUCAUCACACAUCAGUCCUAAUUCACAAAGUAUGUACAACUCACACAUGCUUUUUUAUGAUUUAUUAUAUAUAAAUAUAUUUUAAUUUAAACUACUUGAGGAGUCUUCACAUCCUUAAUUUGGUUUGUUAAAGCAAAUGUGAACAUGUAGGGUUGUCAGCCAUCCUGCAUUUCCAAAAUAUUUGCCCAGCCUUUUGUCAUGCCUUUUCCUGUUUAUUGACUGCUAUGCUGAUUUAACUAUACAACAGCAGCAGUGCUGAGCAGGACGCUUGAGGAUGAUGUAUCUAAAACGUAUAGUCUUCAGUAGACUUUAGAUCAGGGGUGCCCAAACUCUGGGAGGGAGGGCUGGUCUCCUGCUGAUUUUAGCUCCAACUUGCCUCAACACACCUGCACGGAUGUUUCUAGAAAGCCUAGUAAAGCUGCAGUCACACAAGAGUUUGAGCAUGCUAAAUUCUGUUGUAUGGCGCUGUGAAAAGGGGCAGGAUUAAACAAGAUGAUUAGACAUUUAAAAACGAGCGAUUGGUCCAUAUUUUAAAUUUCUGUUCAGAGAGGUUGUGUUUUGAUCCUCAAGUGGUCUUAUUUAGUCAAGUGAUGCAAUUUCGCAGGUCAGAGUUCACCAAGCUUGAACUUUGCUAUGCAGCGAACUGCUAAACUUGUUGCACAAGCUUGCGUUUACAGUCUGACGCAUUUGCGUGUGUAUGAAUGGCAGUCUAUGGGGAGAAAAGUGCAGUGUGACUGCAGCUUAUGAGCUUGAUUAGCUAGCCCAAGUGUGUCUGAUUGGGGAAGUAAACUUUGCAGGAUACCGGCCCUCCAGGACCGAGUUUGGGCACCCCUGCUUUGGAUGGUACUUUGUCAGAAGAUCUCAAUCAAUGCAUAUUGAAUACCAGCACAGCUGAUUUGUUCACAGCAGUAACCAAUGAAUCACUUUUAUUUCUGCUACCAGAAGUGCCACCAACUGACAGAGCAGGAAUCUGCCAUUUCAAAUAGUCUGCUGCCUACUGCUUAUGUUUUGUAAAUGUAUGUUUUAUGUAGCAUAAUUGCAUAAGUUAAUGCCAGGUCAUUAUAUUUUUACUUUAUAGUUUGCUGUAAUCAAAUUUAAAUCACUACAUGCCCAAGCUAAUGGAUGCAGAACCCUUUGUUUGGAUGAAAGUGCAGUGGAUGCAAUUUAAAAAAUGAGAAAAAAAUAUUCUAUGAUAGAAUUGGCCAAUUUGCUUGUAAAAAAUAAGAAUCAGCCAUGAAAAAACAAGAUCAGUGCAUCCCUUUUGUCCCUUAUUUCAUAUUGACAUAAUUGGCAAACCUUUGAACAUGGCAAUUGAUUUUGAAUUUAGACUAAAAAGGUGGUCUUACCGCACUUGAAAAUUAACUCCGGAGUGGUUCGCUUGAAAAGCAAUCUGAGACAACAGACCAACAAACCAGGCUUCAUCUCAAUGCAAAAUGAGAUGUAUUGUAUACUGUGUAAAAACUAGCAGUGUUUGUUUUGCUAAUGCUUUUUAGAAUGAAUUGUGGUUUAACCUGAAGCUAAACCUAAUUGGAGCUAAACCUAACCUGGAGCGAUAGCCUAAUUGAAAUUUGGUCAGAACAGCUCACUUGAAGCAAGAGUUUACCCAAAAAUUUAAAUAACCCACAGAUCUAUAUAUAAUGUUCUAUAUAAUCCUAUAGUAUAGAUCAAGGGCCAAAAAAGCAAACUUGAUUGAGAACUGUGGGCCGUUUAUAUACCUAACCAUAUAUAAUAAAUUUGCCAUGAGUAAUUCACAAAUUUAUUUGGUAAUAUUUAAAAAUAACUAGAAAAUGUUGCUUUAAACUAAUGCAGUAUCAUUUGAACCUUUUAUUAUGAACUUAUUACAGUAAAAACAUGAACAAUCCCACUUAUAACACAAUGGAGUUCAAUGCUGAAUUCGAGCUGCUCCUGCCUUUGCCUUGAUUUGCUCGCAUAUGUCUUGUGCUUUGUCUGUCAAGUGACAUCAUUUAACUUUUAAAAGUCUGAUUUAUUUACAACAUUUAAUUUCAGUUCACUUAUUUGUAGCUCAGCAAUAAAACAAAGAAACAAAAGGUGAAGUUAAUUUUGAAAUGAUCUUUGUCAAAAGCAUUCGCCCCAACCACCUCCCCAUCAUUCUCCCUCUCUAUUCAGAUAGGAUGGUGGGCCAAAUCAAAGGAUACCAUGGGCCAACUUUGGCCCUUGGGCCCUUCUUUGGGAUUUUCUCACCCUUAAGCCAUCUUCAGUGUAUAUGACUUUCUUCUUUCAGAUGAAAUUCAUUAAAUACUAUCCUGGCUCUCUGAUUUGGGUAGUUGUCCUUUUUUGAAGCUUCCAAAAGCGUACAAAUCCUGAUUAUGAACAUAUGGAGAAGUUCAGUAGUUUGUUUCCCAAGAGGUCCCCAAAUUUUUAAAAAUCUGUUGUCACAAAAACAUAUUGAUCAGCUUCAUGAGAUAUGCAUUAAGCUGCGGUCACAUUAGAGUUUGAGUUUGCGAUAUUCUGUCAUGCGGCGUUGCGAAAAGGGGGCGGGAUUAAACAAGCUUAUUAGACAUUUAAAAAAAGCGAGCGAUUGCGCUAUGUUUUAAAUUUCUGUCCAGAGAGGUCCUGUUUUGAUCCUCGAUUUGUCUCAUGCAGUCAAGUGAUGCGAUUUUGCAGGUCAGAGUUCACCAAGCUUGAACUUUGCACCGCAGCAACCUGCGAAACUUGACGCAUGACCACGCGUUUCCGGUCUGACGCAUUCAAGUGCAUAUGAAUGGAAGUCUAUGGGAGGAAAAGCCCAUUGUGACCGCAGCUUUAACCCGGUUGGCAAACUCGUUCCUGGAGGGCCGGUGUCCUGCACAGUUUAGCUCCAACACUAAUUGAACACACCUGAAGAUGCUAAUCAGUGUCUUCAAAAUAAUUAAAAAUCUAUACGCAGGUGUGUUUGAUUAGAGUUGAAGCUAAACUGUGCAGGACACCGGCCCUACAGGAUAGAGUUUGCCCACCCCUGCAUUAACCCCAUGGCAGCCUAUGGAUUUGUUUAAUGAUAGAUUUAUGCACUUGUGACAUUUUGGCAGGCUAAAAAAGGCCCACUAUAUCCAAUACUAUUAUCCAGCAUAGAAAAGCCAGGAAUUUAUUUUCAAACUCUUCCGGCUGUGUUUGUCGGACAGAAGAAAGUCAUAUACUUCGAAGAUAGAUCAAGUGUGAGUAAAUUAUGGGGUUAUUUUAAUUUUUGGCUGAAUUAUUCCUUUAAACAGGUUAAAAUAUAGAGCAAGCCUUGAUACUUGCUCAAAAUGAUACAUAAAUAUAACAGCAAGUUCAAAGACAGCUUGACCACAAGGUGUCAAUACUGAACCAGGCUGUCAGAAAAGAAAUGGAGGACAAACAAGAACAAAAACAAACCAUUGUAGCUGGCAAAAAACAGCUGUGUUGAUGAGUGCUUGUGUGAGGGGAUUAAACACAACUGCAACUCUAGUUUACAAAGACGUUUUAUCCCUUAUAACUUUAAGUGAACAUAUGCACAGACACUAGACCAGGAUGAAUCUUUCGUGUAGACACUAUAAUGGGCUUUAUUGUCUUCAGUUCAGUCACAUUGCUCCACUUGUGUCUAGUGUAGACACUAUGUCAUUUAUGCAUAAAAAAACGAAGUAUACUUUGGGCUCACUUCUGUAUUGUUUUGUAGAAGGUGAAAGUAGUUUUAGUUUAGGUGGAGUCAUUGGAUGGAAUAAUUUUUGUAAUGUUUUCAUGUCAAUCUCCAACCCCUGCAAUGACCGGAGUGUUGUGGACCAGAGUAAAUCAUUAGUUUAGCUGUUAAAGGGCUGGUAGAGGCAGGAUACUUCAUAUUUUGCUGCCAAAUAUUAAACUUCACAUCAUCAUCAUCAAAAAAAAACUUCAUGGCCAAAGAGAAAGGGCCUUCCCCUAACUGACAAUCAGCAUAGCAACAAACAAACAAACUAAAUCCCUGUGCUAGAAAUUCAUGUGGCAAAUAUAUGUGUUUUUUUAUUUUAAAUAGUUUUCUAAUAAUUAUUUUUUUCAUGAAAGAUUUUUGAAAGGCUGAGGGUCUUAGUGUAAUAUUUUGCAUGUAUUGUCAUGUUUGUUUCUAUUUGCACCUCUCUUUAAAGUAAACCCAUAGAUGUAUACACUAGAUAUUGCAUAUGGACCCUGAGCAUGCGUCAAUACCGCUGCCACAUUUGUACAGUGCUCCCAGGACAAAUGUCAUUCAACAGCACUAGUGAAGACUAAGCCAAUGUGAAGAUGCUGGACUUUAGCGCUGUGUACGGGUGUAGUAAUGAGCAAACAACAAAAACAAAGCGUAAAGGCAGAGCAUUUCAUAAAUAAGAUUUUAUUCUUUAAGUGUUUAACUUUUGUGCUCAACAAGUACCUUUAUUGAUGAUGAUACAGUCUCUUACUGCAUUGACCAUAAGGCAAAGUAGCACCAACUUACACUAAAUACUAGGCUUAUGCUAGUUUAGUUGAAUAAAAAUAAUCAAACAAUGUUAAUGAAAUAUGGUAAAGAGGCUACGGUGCUAAAAACUUGUAUUAUUGUCGGAUAAGUGAAGUAAUGGCUAGUUUUUGAGGUAGUUUAAUAGGGUGCCCAAUAACUCCUGAUCAUAGAUAUAUGUAUAUAUGUCUAUAUAUCUAUGGCUCCAGAUGGCCAGUCCUCCACUGCACCUUGGUCUCACAUUCAUUUUAAAGAAGCUCUACCCUGUACUAAAAUGGCGGCUCUAUUGACGCAUUCCUUCCAAUAGACAACAAUAGCGUAGGUGACAUCUAAUGUAAAUAUCUAUGGAGUAAACCAAUUAAGACACUAGAGCACAUGUAGGCACCAAAUUUGAACAGAUUAUGGUUCAUAUUCAUAUAAAUAAUUAUGAAAUAGUACAUAAAUUGUCUUAGUCUUUUAAAAUGCUAUUUUGGACUCCACUGACUAUCAUUUCAUAAACCAAAAUGUUUCAUUUUCCCCCAAAAUGGUUCCUACUUGUUUUGAAUGACUUGGGGUUUGAGUUAAUAAGGAUUAUUUUUGAGUGAACCGUCUUUUUAAUAUGUGCACAGCCAUUUUCAGUCAUGGAAAUAAUAUUGCAGUGGGAAGACAGUUGUAUCUUUAGUCAAUCAUAUAAAUCUGAAUGUCUCUUUGGUGAACAUUAUCCAGUUUCAGUGGGAAAGAGAGUCAUCAAUUUAACAUUACUCAUAAUUGCCUUUUCAGCAAUGUAAGUACAGAGGCGCAUAUAAACAAGACUGUUUCUGUUCACAGUGUGGUGCACAGUGUGUAUCUAAAUUUAGUGUUUCUAACAAACUACUGAUGUAUUAUGAAUUUGUUUUGCAAUAUAUCAUGCGCUUUCUAUAACACAGUGGCUGGAUGUGAGUUUCUGCCACUCACUACAAUAACUGCUAUCCAGAGAUGAUUGUAAUCGGUGUCAGUUUGAUACUUUUAUUUUUUAUUUAAAUAUAUAUUAUUUAUUCCUAUCUAUCGCUCCUAUUAGAUAGCUGCCACACACAUAUGAUCGCCUUAUAUGCCUGUGCAAGUUUGUCUGUCAGAGCGGAAAAAGAAUAAACUAAAUAUAGAUGUACAUGAACUCAAGAAUGUCAUUAAACACGUAUGAUUCAAA
This is a messenger RNA of Danio aesculapii, 7180 nucleotides long. It is a transcript of the gene retreg1, whose product is annotated as reticulophagy regulator 1. Lineage: Eukaryota; Metazoa; Chordata; Actinopteri; Cypriniformes; Danionidae. Gene Ontology annotation, biological process: reticulophagy; negative regulation of neuron apoptotic process. Gene Ontology annotation, cellular component: endoplasmic reticulum membrane. Bases 23 to 1399 code for a protein of 458 amino acids. The record is from RefSeq and is a predicted model, not a curated record. The transcript has 9 exons.